CGUUGCUGUUAGUCCGCGUCUAUCGUCGGCCGCGUUGGGGUGUUCGUACUGUCCGCGUCGCUGUGUGCUCGUUUGUUUUUUACUUAUCGCGUCCGAAAUUUUCACCGUAAAAAUCGUAUCGUCAACAACACUGGCCGUGUACAUUUUCUUUAAAUCGCGUGGAUACCAUUUUCCGAGUGUUCGAAUAACAUUGGAAUUAUUAUUGUAGUGAAAACUGUGCGCGCGUCCUUCGGGAAGAGUUACUUUUGAGCUGACGUUAAUAAAAACAGGCGCUGAACAAUUGAUAAGUGCUGUACGGUUUAUCAUUGUCAAGUUUUCCAGCUUCGGCCUACAUUGUAAAAGGUCAUUUAUGAAUCAGAUAGAAAAGAAACAAAUGGCACUACAAUGAUGUCGAUUAAUUGGAUUUGGCUGUGGUUUAUUAUUUUAAGAUACAGAUGGACAGAUGCGACAGAUUUGUCUCAAUGUAUGUCAGCUCUUGGUAUGCAAUCAGGUGCGAUAAGAGACGAAGAUUUAUCUGCCAGCUCUUCUUUUGAAAUUGGUAACGUUGGACCACAAAAUGCAAGGGUACGUACAGAGAGAGAAGGUGGUGCUUGGUGUCCUAAAGAACCGGUCACCAGAGAACCUACAGAAUGGCUCGAAGUCAAUUUACACGUAGUCCGGGUGAUUACUUCAGUUGAAACUCAAGGUAGAUUUGGAAAUGGCCAAGGGCAAGAGUUCAGCGAAGCAUUUUUAAUCGAUUACUGGAGACCAAAACUUGGCAAAUGGGUUCGGUAUAGGAAUAUGACUGGGCAUGAGAUACUUAUCGGAAACAUCAACACGUACUUGGAGCAUAAACAAGAAUUAAAUCCUCCAAUAUGGGCGUCAAAAAUUAGAUUCUUGCCAUAUAGUUACCACACCCGCCAGGUGUGCAUGCGAGUAGAACUCUACGGAUGUCCAUGGACAGAUGGUAUUCUCAGCUACAGUAUGCCUCAAGGAGACAAACGUAGUGCUGAAUGGGAAUUCUAUGAUUCCACUUAUGACGGCUAUUGGAACGAUGAACUUCAAAGAGGUUUAGGCCAAUUAACAGACGGCAGAGUUGGACCAGAUAACUUUAGAAUGGGAUACUAUGACACUGAAAAAGGCCAAGGAUGGGUUGGCUGGAGAAACGAUACAAGAAAUGGACAACCAAUAGAAAUCAAAUUUGAAUUCGACAAGAUUCGAGAAUUUACUGCAGUGCACAUUUAUUGUAACAAUCAGUUUCAAAAAGAUGUCCAAGUAUUCUCCGAAGCGAGCAUCAUGUUUAGUGUUGGAGGCAAAAUUUACUCUUCGGAGCCAUUAACUUAUACUUACAUGGAAGACCGAAUAUUUGAAACAUCGAGAAAUGUCAGCAUAAAGUUACAUAGAAGAGUGGGGAAAUUUGUUAAGCUAAAAUUGACGUUUGCAGCAAAAUGGAUAAUGAUAAGUGAAAUUACUUUUGAUUCUGACGUAGCACAAGGUAACUUUUCUGAAGAGUUUAUGGCAUCUAAUGAAUCCACUACUCAAAAAAUCGGAACUACUUCCAAUAAUCAAAGUUCUCAUCAACCUGAACUUCCAAUUUCAACUGCUAAAGAUGAAGAUCAGACGUACAUGGCAAUCAUUAUCGGAGUGCUAAUGGCUGUCAUAAUAUUAUUAGCUGUUGCCAUUUUCCUUAUCGUGUCAAGACAUAGACAGAGAAAAUGUUUUGCUAGCCCGUUGGUUGGCAAAAGUUCCUUGACAACGGGUCACGGAUGUCCGGGUAUGUCUUCCGGAAGCAGCUGUGGAACAGGUGGUAGUUAUAAAGAGGCGGGAACUGGCAGCUCGAUAAGUCAUCACGGUAUAAGUCAUCCUGCAAAUUCGAUCAACGGCCAUUUGCAUGAUAUGGACCGGUUAAUUCAAUUGGAUACUGAACCAUAUCAAGAACCUUUUCAUGGACAUACACCAUUCUAUAGUUACAGCACAGUCGUGGUUGGCCGAAAUAUUGAUUCAGAUUCAGCCUACGAAUAUGCCGUUCCCGAGACCGGAACAAUACCAUUACUAACAUCAUCAAUACCACCUCCCCCGCCAGCAUCAGCACCUCCAGUAGCUCCUGUGACGACUGAAACUUUUGGUCGAAAUAGAAUGUAUCCAACGGAUGACAGUAGAAGUAGCAAAAAAUCAAUACAAAAACAAGAAUCUCAAACAGCGUUGAAACGUCGACUCGAACAAACACCUGUGCCUGAAUUUCCACGACACCGUUUGCGUAUGUUAUCAAAACUUAGCGAAGGAAAUUACGGAGCGAUCUACGUAGCUGAAGCAGAUAGUAUCAACGAAUACCAUUCAAAUACUACUCUAGGCAAACGAUUAGUUGCAGUAAAAUUCUUCUCUCCUUCUCUUACAGAAAAAGAAAAGGCUGACUUACAGAGAGAUGUAAGAAUUUUGGCUGGUUUGGAAGACCAAAACAUAGCCAGAGUUUUGGGAGUAUGUUCUAUGGAACAACCUCUAUGUGUGGUCAUGGAAUAUACUGAGCACGGUGAUCUCAACCAGUUCCUUAAAAUGCACGUUCCUGUUGAGGCUUCCAGGAAUCUACCUCCUGGCAUCAAAACUCUAAGUAUCCAAUGCCUGCUUUACCUCGCAACCCAAAUAGCUUCUGGUAUGCGUUAUUUGGAGUCGCUCAAUUUUGUACACCGUGAUUUAGCUACAAGAAACUGUUUGGUGGGUAAAGGUUUUAAAGUUAAAAUAAGUGAUUUUGGAACAGACAACGACAUGUAUUCUGCAGAUUAUUACAAACUAGAUGGGAAAAUGGGACUACCCGUCAGGUGGAUGUCAUGGGAAUCAGCCUUUAUGGACAAAUAUUCUACAAAGAGCGAUGUCUGGUCGUUCGCUGUCACCCUUUGGGAAAUUCUCCAUCUGGCCAAGUGCCGGCCCUAUGAAGGAUUAACCGAACACCAAGUAGUCGAGAACCUGUCGCAUAUGCACAUGGACGACGGUAUGUUCGAAUAUUUGCCCAGACCGGCGUGUAGUAGGGACAUAUACGACCUUAUGCGUGAAUGUUGGAAACGACAAGAAUCCGAAAGACCAACGUUCCGGGAAAUUCAUUUGUUCCUGCAACGCAAAAAUCUUGGCUACGCUCCUGCUACCUCAUGACGGUUGAGUAAGCGCCAAGAGCUAAAAGACUGUCCGUUCAUCCUUAAGGAAAACACAACAUACAUACCGCAUAGAGAAUUACGUUAAGAUUGCCACUUUUCAAAUCAUCCAGUCACGUUAAUUAGUUGUUUACAUUACAUUAAGUAAUGCAUAAAUACUUAAUAAUGCGACAAAGAAUCAAUAGAAAAAUGAUCACUUUGACGUUAUAAUAGACUUAGAAUGCUUAAACUUAAGUGCCGAGCUUUAUUUUAAAUUAAAAAUAAUUCUAUAUGUUUUGACAAUCUUUUGUAUGCUAUAUUUACAAUUUAAAUAAUUUUACCACAAUGCCCACAAUGAAAAGUAAAAAAUUGAAAUAAUAAUUUUUAUAGAAUUAAAUCAUAAAUUUUGUAUUUAUUUAUAAAAUUAAAACAUUUAUUAAAUUACGCAACGAAGCUUUUAGACUGAAGAUAUGAAAUAUUGUAUUAAGAAACUCAAUAUUAUUAAAUAUAAAUUUUUUACUAUUGAAUGAUAACAUGUCAUAUAUACCUAUUAGAUAAUUAUUAUUGUGUCAUUUUUCUAUAAAGCAUAAAUAUUGUCUUUCUCAGGCAAAAAAAAAAGUUAGAUUGAAUAAAAGUAAAAUAUUUUAAGACUCCUAAUUUAACUAAAUUCCUAAUUCUUGUAGUAUAUUUUAAUAAAUAUCAUUAAUUAAUUAUUAAAUUAAUUAAAUGACUAGAGUUUUUAAAAACUUAUAUUGUUAUAUUUUAGUUUUCGUUUUUUACUUCAAGAACCUUUUAUUAUUUAAUUUAGGAGUUAACUUUAUUCUCGAAAAUAAAUCUUAAGUAAUAAUUUUUGAAUUAACAUAUCUGUAACUUUAAAAAAUUUAUUUCACUUGAAUCUUUUAAUACUAUAAAACAUUUCUUUAUUAUUUAUUUUAAUUGUUUCUGUUAAAAUUAAUUUCUUAAAUUUACACAAUAUUUUUAAGAAAUUUUUAAUUAUUUACCUUGGAUUUUAUACUUUAAAAAGUUUAUUGUUUAUUAUUAUUAAUACACAAUAAAAAUUAACAUUAUGACUAGUCAAUCCUUUUAGUUUAAAGUAAUUAUACUACCCUUAAUUAUGAAUGAUAAGAUAAGGUUUAAAAUUGUAUCAUAUUUCACUCUAAUAUGUAAUAUUAAAUAGUUUUCAUAAUUAUUUUUACUAUAGAAUGUGAUAUUUUAAAUACUAUAACACUGUAAAGACUAUAUAUCUAUAUGUUGUAUAAAUGUAAUAUAUUUAUUGUUGAAAUAAUACGUUUAAACAUUAUAGAAUUAGAAAUAAUUUAGGCAUUAUAUCAUUUUGAAAUGUUAUUAUUUAUUGGCAAAUUAAUUUUGUUCUUGUACUACGACAUAUCAUUUCUUUAUUAAAAAAAUAUUUAAUCAAAUAAUCUUUCAUUAAACCACUUAGUUUUAAUAAUUUCUCAACAACCAAUAAAUUAAUUUCACCCUCGUUUUAAAAUGUAUAGCUAUAAGUUAAUUUAAAUUGUUUUUAUUAUAUGUAUAUAUAUAUUACUAUUUACUAAAGCAAAUUGUAAAUAUCAACUGUGUAAUAUAUAAUUAAUAGCAAUAUAGUAUAUCUAUUUGAAA
Molecule: messenger RNA, 4718 nt
Organism: Daktulosphaira vitifoliae (grape phylloxera)
Lineage: Eukaryota; Metazoa; Arthropoda; Insecta; Hemiptera; Phylloxeridae
Product: discoidin domain-containing receptor tyrosine kinase B-like
Exons: 18
Coding region: 385-3120 (911 amino acids)
Biological process (GO): protein phosphorylation; positive regulation of kinase activity; multicellular organism development
Cellular component (GO): signaling receptor complex
Molecular function (GO): ATP binding; protein tyrosine kinase collagen receptor activity; collagen binding
Source: RefSeq, a predicted model, not a curated record